AUGACGAAUUCCAAACCCGUGGCGGAGUUGCCGCGGUUUCUACAGCCUCGUUUGAGCUGGACCGCCGCUUCCUUCGUCCAGACUGCUCCGCAGGCAGUGCCUAUAGGACCUUCGAUCAAAAACAACUCGAUCAUACCACCAUUCAAGGGCGUAUCAAAGCCUAGAUCGAUCCAUACAAAGGCUUUCAAGAGUUUGAUUGUCUCCAAAACUGCCUCUACAGGCUCCUCCAGACGACCUCGAACCUACGUUUCACCUCUCUCCCCGGACUCAACUCCGAUCCGCCACAAUGGGGUCUAUGUUGCUGUUUUCUAUCCGGCCCGUAAAGCUUUCUCCACGACUGCGGUGCAGAAGAAAGAACAUCACUUUGACACCUUGAAGUUUGUUCAGAGAUUAAAAGGGGAAGGAUUCAGUGAAGAACAGGCUGUUGCUAUGAUGCGUGUACUGAACGACGUGAUAGAAGAGUCAAUCCAGAACCUCACGCGCACCAUGGUUUUGAAGGAGGAUGCUGAACGAAGUACAUAUACUCAAAAAGUCGACUUUGCCAAGUUGAGGAGCGAGUUGGCCAAUGCCGACAGCACGGAAGCACAGUUAACUCGAUCCAGUCAUGACCGAUUAUCCAGCGAUCUAGCCAAGUUGAAUGCAAGAUUACGAGAUGAAAUUGGCCGAACACAAGCUAGUGUGCGUUUGGAUCUGAACCUUGAAAAGGGCCGGAUAAGAGAAGAAGCAAACGGACAGGAGAUGAGGAUCAAGGAAACCGAAGCGAGAAUCGAGCAAGAGGUGGCCGGACUGAGAGAGCGUGUCGAGGCAGUCAAGUUCUCGACCUUGCAAUGGCUGAUGGGUGUGUGUACCGGUACAGCAGCACUAAUUCUAGGUGCCUGGCGUUUGUUGAUGUGA
Molecule: messenger RNA, 894 nt
Organism: Rhinocladiella mackenziei CBS 650.93
Lineage: Eukaryota; Fungi; Ascomycota; Eurotiomycetes; Chaetothyriales; Herpotrichiellaceae
Exons: 2
Coding region: 1-894 (297 amino acids)
Cellular component (GO): mitochondrion
Source: RefSeq, a predicted model, not a curated record